Molecule: messenger RNA, 9468 nt
Organism: Callithrix jacchus (white-tufted-ear marmoset)
Lineage: Eukaryota; Metazoa; Chordata; Mammalia; Primates; Cebidae
Gene: FGF6
Product: fibroblast growth factor 6
Molecular function (GO): growth factor activity
Source: RefSeq, a predicted model, not a curated record
GACACCAAGGCUCUCACUGCUUUUCAGAACAUUUGAGGAAUCUGGGCUGCCUGCUUCUGCAUAUGUUAGCAGCCAUCACAACAUAUGCUCUGGCGGAUGGCAAUGAAGAACUGGAAGCCCACGUGUCUCUCCCACCCCCUGAGAUGAGAGAUGGUCUUUCUGACUUUGGAUUUGUCCUCUUUAAAUGGGUGAGAGAUUUUCAAUGUGUUUCGGAUAAAGUUCUGGGAAAUUGCUGUGCUGUGUUCUGCACUGGGCCAGUUGCAUCUAUUAUUGCUUGUCACUAUAACAACCUUUGGAAGUAAUGAUCUCAUUUUGCAGAUGACAAAAUAAAGAAGCUCAGAGAGGUCCAGAACUUUCCCAAGAUCACACAGCUAAUGAAUGGUGGAGUUGAGAUUCAUAUCCAGGUAUCCCCAUUCCAAAGUGUUCCUUUAUGAGACUUUAUCAACCACAACCCCUGCACACCAAGGAAUCUAGGAUGAGGUGAAUCUAGGAAGCUUCACUAUUUUUAUUGGUAUAUGGCAUGGACAUUGUUAUAGUUCCUCUCCUAAGACAGUUCCAAAGUGGAUGGGUACCAAGAAAUUCCAGAGAUUCUGAGCUCUGCUGGUGAGUACCUCUCCAAUUAUCCAAGGCAAGUGUUAAUUUUGGACUGACUUCUUACCAUCCAAAAUGUUUCUGGACUGUCUCUUCCCUAAGUGAGGACCACCAGCAUCAUUACCACAAGAUUCCAUACAACAUCGCUGAGAAAGUGUCCCCACUGCUCUUGCAUCCAUGAAAGCUUAAGUAUAUGAAACCCAGCAGGAAAUCCAAAGUAAAGUUCUUUUUGUGGACAACUUUCUCUUUGGAUUAUUCAUGAACCUCUUACUUUGCAGAAAGAUUUUUUUAAAAAACAAUUUUCCAAUGAAGGCCUACACGGAAGACCCAAUCUGAGCCCAUGAAGCAUCAUCUUUCCUUUUGGGAAAUGGCAGUGCUGGUGGUGAUGAGAUUGGGUAUGGGGCAAUGGCCCAGUGGGUAGAGGAAACCAAUGGGGAAGCUGGGGGCACCGUGGUGAGAGUAGGAAUAAGGGGCGCCUAUGGCCCUCUCCAUUCACUUUACCAGCUGAGGGUAAAAAUAGAUGUCUGGGUUUCACAGGAUCUGAGAAGGCAUGUCUAGGGCAACACUGAAUUACAUGGCUCGACAGAAAUUUGAUCCAAGCAUCAAACCCAGUGAAUGGGCAGAAGGGCAGAGAGAAGGCAGGUAGAAGCCAUAGGCCGGUGGCUGGAACCCAGGGCACAGCAGAAGGUUUAAUGCCUCAGUAGAGUCCUUGGGCCAUGAAACUUGCCCCAGCAGCUUUUCCAGGCUGCCUGCAGUAUAUCACCUCACAUACUCCUACCAAUCCCUGCAUGAUCAGUGCCAAUGUCUCACCAACAGAUUCAGACCUGGAUUGAAGUAUAAGAAACAGGAUGUUAAACUCAAUUCCCCAGGUGACCCUUGUUAACUUUUUCACCCUCAGAGAUAUUAAUAGUUCCUUUUUAUAUCCUAUAGCAAUUUGUGGGGUAGGUUUUUUGGUAGCUUAACAUUUUUUUUACUUCAGUUAGACAUGUAAUCUAUUUAAAAGUAAUAUGGGGAAAAGAAAAAUGAGCGUAGGAAUAACUUCCUGGCAGAAAUACUUUUACUAGUUUCUGGGUGUAAUAUCAGCCCAGCAAAAGUUAUCUGCAAAUACAGACGUUCCCAUGUACAUCAAAGACACUCAAGUUCUUUUUUUUCUUUUAACAAAUGAAUCAUUUUAUGCUACUGAAAUAACUCUGUGAUGUGCUAUUGGCAUUUCAGGAGCUAAAUAGACUCUUUGGGCCAGCCAACUUCUACUGCAAGCAUCAAACACGCACAGGCUUUAGUCUCAGGCAGACCCUAGGAGUUCUGGCUUUGCUACUUAUUAGCUGUGGUAACUUGGGCAAGUUACUUAAUCUCUCUAAGCCUUAGCUUCCUCAUCUGUGAAAUGGGAAUAAUAUCAGUCACAUGCCACGGAAAAAUCCAGGGAGGAGAAUGGCCAGUGGGCUAUGUCAAAGGCCAGACACAACUUCCACCCACCCCGGGUGAAUGCUGCAACCAAGACAGUGAGCAGGCAAACCUUGCCCUUGCCCUCCCUCCCUCCAAAAUCAAGAUCUUUUGUUGUUUGUUUUGAGACAGAGUCUCGCUCUGUCGCCCAGCCUGGAGUGCAAUGGCAGGAUCUUGGCUCACUGCAACCUCCACCUCCCAGGUUCAAGCUAUUCUCAUAUCUCAGCAUCCUGAGUAGGGAUUACAGGCACCCACCACCACGCCUGGCUAAUUAUUGUAUUUUUAGUAGAGAUGGGGUUUCACCAUGUUGGCCAGGCUGGUCUUGAACUCCUGACCUCAGGUGACCUGCCUGCCUCAGUCUCCCAAAGUGCUGGGAUUAGAGGUGUGAGCCACCGUACCCGGCAACUCCCUCCACAAUCUUAAAGCUCCUUGGACAACCCCCACUCCCACGACCUGAGAAUUUUUGUGCCCUCCUGCUGAAAGGGUUUGGCCUUUCAGUGUUCCCCUCCACCAUGAGCUGUUUCCAUGAAAAGGUCCCAAGGGUGACUUUCAGGCUAUGGUCACACCACCACAAGCCUUCUCCCAUCCCUGCCUCUACCUAUUUCCCUCUAAAUAAGGAGCCAGUGCUGCCAGGCCGAGAACUUCUGCCCAGUAUGGAUCCUGGGUGGCCUCUCACCUCUCUCUUUCCCCGGGCCCCUAGCCAGCUCCCCACUACCCUAGAGAUGAUCCCUGUUCACUUCAUUCCUCCCUCAUAGUUGGAAUGGCAUAUAGCUGCCAGAACCCCUGGGGAGUGUGGAAGCUGAUGGGGGUCUGGGGAGGCAGCCAGGCCCAAGAGAGGUUAAUGUUACAGCCCUGGAUAGGUGAGCUGGGUGGGUUGACGUCAGGGUGAUGAUGGGUGGAGGGGAGGGCCGGGCUGCUGAACCAACUAUAAAGAUAGGUCAAAUCAAAUAUCAUCAACACGGAGCGAGCGGGUGAGCUAGAGAGCGUCCCCGAGCCAUGGUCUCUACCGGCCGCGGCUCAGCCUGGGUCCCUCUGCUCUCAACCCGAGUGCCCGAUGCAGGCUUUGGUUUCAUGUCAGCAGCCUUCGUCUGCCUUCCAAAAAUAAGCCCCUGCCGCCAUGCGGGAGGGAGAAAAACAAGAAGGGCGGUAUUUUUAGGGCCAUUAAUUCUGACCACGUGCCUGAGAGGCAAGGUGGAUGGCCCUGGGACAGAGGCUGUUCAUCACUAUGUCCCAGGGAGCAGGACGUCUUCAGGGCACGCUGUGGGCUCUCAUCUUCCUAGGCAUCCUAGUGGGCAUGGUAGUAUCCUUGCCUGCAGGCUCCCGUGCCAACAACACGCAGCUGGACUCGAGAGGCUGGGGCACCCUGCUGUCCAGGUCUCACACGGGGCUAGCUGGAGAGAUCACCAGGGUAAAUUGGGAAAGUGGCUACCUGGUGGGGAUCAAGCGGCAGCGGAGGCUCUACUGCAACGUGGGCAUCGGCUUUCACCUCCAGGUGCCCCCCGACGGCCGGAUCAGCGGGACCCACAAGGAGACCCCCUACAGCUUGCUGGAAAUUUCCACUGUGGAGCGAGGCGUGGUGAGUCUCUUUGGAGUGAGAAGUGCCCUCUUCAUUGCCAUGAACAGUGAAGGAAGAUUGUAUGCAACGCCCAGCUUCCAAGAAGAAUGCAAGUUCAGAGAAACCCUCCUGCCCAACAAUUACAACGCCUACGAGUCAGACUUGUACCGAGGGACCUACAUCGCCCUGAGCAAAUACGGACGGGCAAAGCGGGGCAGCAAGGUGUCCCUGAUCAUGACUGUCACUCAUUUCCUUCCCAGGAUGUAAGGACCCACAAAAGAAGGCUCACAGAUCUAAAGCAGCAAGUGUCCUACUGGAAUUUUGCACAAGCAGAUAAUUCCCCUUGCCCUCCAUGGCUUCUGAGUCAGGCUUAUUUUGCACUUGGGGAGACCCCAGUUGUUGCCCUUGGCUGCUGGACCCCAUGGCAUGUAGCCCAUUCAAGUGAGGGUUGCAAUCAGCACCUUAGAAUGGCAAUGGAUCCCAUGCUCUGACCUCCCUGGAGGAGAGAAGUAUCGGUGACACUUGAGGAAUGUGACCAUGUGCAAAGGAAAAGGCCAGGGUAGGGGCUUGUGUGCAUUGUUGUAUAUCUAUACAGCGUUCUAUAUAUUCUCAGAGCAGAGGCAUUUCAAAGCAUCGAGUUUCUCUCUCCCAGCAUCAUCACUGCAGGAAUCUGCCUGUACAAAUGUCACUUGUCAAACCAGUAUGAUUGAUGUGCGCUCCCAUUCUGCCUUGUUCCAAUCAUCUUUCCUUUCAGAGGCUGCUGACCACGUGAGUUGCACAGGCCAGCAGGGAGCAGCCAUCCUCAAAGUGCAGAGACAGCAGGGUGAGAGGUGUAAGAUUGUAUUGCAAACCCGAAAGAAAGUGAUCAGGCACUUCAAGAUUCCUGCCAGUGAGGGCUCUGGGGAUACUGGGAUGAAUUGUCAGGGAAGCUGGGGGGAAGCUGUUUCCUUCUUGGAGGAAAGGGGUAGAGCAGCGUCCAGGGCAGCUGGGGAAGGCUUGUGGAGGCAGCAGAAGGCACUGGAUGUUCUAGGAGAGCCACUCUGCCUGGAGAACUCAGGCUGUAUGUGGCUCCAAGAACAAGCAGGGCCAGGCUGCCUGCCCAUAAUGUUUCCUCACUUUGAACUGGUCUUAUUUUAACCACAGAUGACAAGGAUCCUAAUAAUGGCAACCUCUUUGGCGAGGGAUGAGGACAAAAUAGGGCAUGAAGGAAGUAGAGAGGCUUUGGACUACAGAUGGUAAUUCCUCUCCAACUAUGUCCAGGAAAUGCACCCAAGUUCUUAUCUGAUACCCUCACUUCCUUCUUGCUCAUCGUCAUCUCACAUACACGCUGUGCCUGGAUGCAGCAAAAUGGGCACAGUGACCUCCAGGGUUUGUGCGCUCUUCCUCCCUGCAGUAGAAGAGGAGCGAUAAUCCCAUGAAGUCAAGAAGCCAAGCUGAAGCAGCUCCUUGCCGCACGAUGCCUUCUUGCCUUCUGUCCCUAAGAUGAUUUAAAGCAGAGGUUCCCCAGCUGACUAUAAAUGUUGUCUGCCUGGAGCCUUCAGAUUCCCAAACCAUUGGAAUGUUCCUAAAUCUGAAACCAGAGAGAGCCCUAUCAGAGUGCAAAUAUUUUUGGCAUAUAUGAACCAUCGAGUUACAAAAUGACCUGACACCCUCUGCGACUCCCGGGGGCCCCGGCCUGCAAGACAAUCCUCAUCUGUUGCGAAUACCUUCAUCUUCAACAUACCUUACUAUUUGCAGUUGCAUCCAUCUGUAGGUGGAUCCGGGCAGAGGAAUUCUGAGCUGAAGAUGGAGGUCGGUAAUCGAAGGGAGAGACACCUCACCGGCCACCUCCUCUGCCCUGCAGAUGUCAGAAACGACAUGUGCUGGGUGAGGAGGAAAAAGCCACACCAAGGUACGUGAAGAUGGAAGAGACAGUAGAAACCCUGAAGCACGUGUGUGUGUGGCCGAGCCUCGGAUGUGGUAGAAAAGGGAGAAAACUAGUCCAUCGUGACUCUUUGGAAUAUUGAAGUGCAGGUCUGCUUGGAGGCAGGGAUUAAGCUGACUGGUUUUUAGGGAGUCUUGUUCAGUGCAAUCAGUCUCUUGAACAGGGUCCAUCAGGAAUGCAGGCACCCCGAACCUGAGGUACGUAUCAGUUCCCAGUGGAGCUUGGAGUGUGGAAUGGCUGGAGGAUGGCGUGACUAUGAUCCAGAGAAAAAAGGAGUUUUAGGUCCCAUAACAUAGGUUCCCUUCUUCCAAGAUCUUUCAGCUCACAUGGCAUGAGAGGAGCCAUCUUCGAGAGAAUCCUCAAAGCCUUGGACUGCCAGCCCUUUCCUUCAUCUCUCUAGAGAAGCAUAACAUUGCUCAAAUCCUGGCAAGGUGUUUCCCCAAAUGUCCACUUUCAUUUUCAUGCCAGGAAUGAGAAGGAGAAGCUAAGAAAUGCCUACAAUCAAGCAGGCAUGCUAUUCAGCCACUGCAUAGCAGUUGCACCAGCACCGGUUAUGAGGGGCUGGGUGUCUGUCUAACUGGUACCAGGGCCCAUGCUAUAUCAGUUGCUAAAUAUUUGGAGGUUGGUUGUUUGUGACAGGGUCUUGCUCUGUCACCCAGGCUGGAGCACAGUGGUGUGAUCUCAGCUCACUGCAACCUCCACCUCCUGGGCUCAAGUGAUUUUCCUUCCUCAGCCUCCUGAGCAGUUGGCACUACAGGUGUGCACCACCAUGCCCAGCUAAUUUUCUUUUUCUUUUUUUUUUGGUAGAGACAGUGUUUUGCCAUGUUGGCCAGGCUGAUUUUGAACUGAGCUCAAGCUAUCUGCCCUCCUCAGACUCCCAAACUGUUGGGAUUACAGGCAUGAGCCACCAUGCCCAUCUGGUUGCUAAGUACUUUGAAUACCACCUUUAGAUGCAGGGAUGUGUGGGUGACUCCUUAAAAUCCUUCCCAUGCGAAGAAAUUCUCUCAAGGGCUUUCUGUUUUCCUAUAAGUGACUUUAGGCUUAAGAAAAGUCAAUCCUUGGCUGGGUGCGGUGGCUUACACCUGUAAUCCCAGCCUUUUGGAGGCCGAGGCGGGUAGAUUGCCUGAGCUCAGGAGUUUGAGACCAGCCUGGGCAACAUGGUGAAACCUCGUCUCUAUUCAAAAAAAAAAAAAAAAAAAGGAAGGAAAGAAGGAGGGAAGGAAGGAAGGAAGGAAGGAAGGAAGGAAGGAAGGAAGGAAGGAAGGAAGGAAGGAAGGAAGGAAGGAAAUGCCAAUCCCCAUCCACAGAAGUGGAUUAAGAGACAGGACCAGAGUAAGAUCAGCAGGAUGCAUUUCAGUCCCUUCUCUCUGGCUUCUGUAUCUGUGCCCUGGCAUGAAGAGUUGUUUCCUAUCUGGUCACAUGUCCACUGAGUGCUGAACUCGGUUGUCAGGCCCAUUGGAUCCCAAAGGCUGCAGAAGACAUUGCUAUAUGCAGGGCAACCAGAGAGCCCCACUUUCCCACUGAAGAUGACUAAGACUUGGCUCUUCCAUUCCCCGAGUGCUGAGCAAGGAGCCUGGUUUACAGAGCUUUGUAGCCAGUUCACCUCCCUUUCAUCCUGAACCUUCUUUGGCAGCCCCAUGCAAACUUGGAGUUCCGAGGGCAAAGAGGCUGUUUUAUUCUCUCUUCAAGAGAAAAUAAUAAAGAGGAGAGCAGCAUAUCUGCACACACUAUGAGAUGCACCUCUCAGCUGCAGCUGAAGAGGUUAGCUUAGAAGCCAUGGGGGAGCCCCAGGCUCCUUGUAAAAUGUCCACCCUUUUCAGGGCAGUAGAUGGACCUCAUAGGAAACCAGGAAACUCCAAAUGCCUUGUUCCAGCUGUUGAUUAUGUUUGCUUCAUCAGGCACUGCCUUCUAACACCCUUCCCUUCCCACUUCCCAUACAUGUUUGAACCUCUCUGAAAGCAGCAUGCAAUUUUGUAAUUAAUACCCUACCAUCAUCCUCCGCAGCCUUCCCCUCCGCGGCCACAUCCCACAGUGCCCUGACACCCGUGCCAAGCCCUUGGUCAGGGCCGGUCUAUGGCCUAACAAAGACAACAUUUUCUUCUGCCAUCUGACUCCGGGUACAAACCCCUCUCCUCUUUAGACAUAGAGGUAUCUCUCCUGCCCAGAAACCCAGGCCUGAAAUUCUCUCCUGACCCUCGUCCUGUCCUGCGCAGUUUACAGUUCUCCUUCGACGCUGGUUCUGGGCCACUUUCUUGUCCUGGACCUCAGACCCUUCAAGUUCUUGUUCUAUGCAGGUCCUGAGAGAAGAAAGAAACAAGAGAGUCCAUUCUCCUUCCUCCCCGUGUUGACGCCCGCAGCCUUUGCCCAUUGUGUGCCACAGUCACUGAUACAAACAUGUCUACCAAAUGCACAUCUACAAACAUCCUGCAGGAUUUCCUCUCUGCCCUCUAUCUCCUUCUGCCCACUUUCAAGGGGACACAAGCUAGAAAACUCCUUUGUCCUUCUAUCCCAAUGUUUUUCCUCAAAGACCCUGGGUCAGCUAUCACUUAGGAGGUAUUCUCUGCCACUUUCCACACCUGUGUCUGUAAAGUGGGUCUCUAAUACUUGCUCCUCCCCUGAAGGAAUCAGCCACUCAUUCUGCUACCUUCCAGAAAAAUACCAAGAGAGGAAUGUUUGGGACAAGGCCAGAAGAAUAGAGAGAGAUACUCCAGGCUCUGCUUACAUCUGACUGAUGCUUCCUCUUCCCACAACAGGAGGAGGAUGUCAUUAAGCCCCAAACGGGUCCUGAAUCUAGCCCAUCAUGCAGACAGCCAAAGCAGAACCACGUUCGUAUACCUCAUUGAACUGAAAUUUCAGCAUCAGGGAGACGUGUUCUGCAUGGUUUCCUCUUUCUAUAAUCACUAAGUACCUCAGGCUGGUCCCAGGGUAGAGCUGUCCUCCAGCUUAGGCACAGCAGAUAAUGCAACCCAGAUGCUGUGCAGUCAUGUGCUUGUCAAAUGUGAAACUUCUAUUUUUUUAAUAUGUAUGUGCCAUGCACAAACCAUAUCAUGUUCCAGCAAAAAGUAAAAGGUCUUUUUCUACAUUUCUCUAAACUCUUUGACUCCACUCCUCCUAUUAAAACUGACAACAAAUCUCCGGGUUGUGGUUGAUUUUCAUCUUGAUUCUGCCCCCCCCUUGCAGGAAGGCAGGCAAAAAGAAACGGAAAGCACAGAGUCGUGCUGCUGUCGCUUAUUAAGGUGGGAAGAAGUCCUGUGGCUCACUCAGUCCAGCUGCCCUUGCUGCCAAUGGGGAAAUUGGACCCAGAGGGUGAAGAAAGCAAUGGAAGACCAUAGGGAGGCAGCAUCCCUCUUCCUUUAGCCUCAGGGAAAACCAAAUAUACGCAUUUCUGUGACUAUGAAAUUCAUUCAUUCAUUUAUUCACCCAUCAAGAAAUUCUGGGUUCCUCAUUCCUGCUCUGCACUGGGCUGGGUUUUUGGGAUACACAUGUGAAUAAGACAGACGCAGUCCCCAUGCUCUCAUCAAUUUGCAUUACAAAAAAAAAAAAACACCCACGAGCUUGUUAAGAUGUAGAUCUCCAAGUCCCACUCCCAGAUAUUCUGACGAUGCCAGGUGGGGCCCAGGAGUCUACAUGCUUAAUACACACCCCAGGUGGGUCUCAUGUUGAAGCACCUAGCUAGUAGGAUGACUGGGGUGGCAGGACAUUUGGACUGAGGGAGACUAUCAAUUAAGCCAUCUUUUUAUAGGUUAAAUAAAAAGAAAGAAGACAACUCAAGAGUUUAAGUCAUGAGGAUCCCACAUCCUCCCGAGUUUCCUCCCUCCCUUCACACUGGCCUCUUCCUGAGCUUCUCGUCAUCAGCCCUGUCCUCUCCCUGCCAUGUUCCUCCCAUGGCCACCCCCACUCUCAUACCCAUCUCGGGCCACCUCUGGGGGUGACCCCAAUGUGCCUUCAGUCUAGCAAU